Molecule: messenger RNA, 2317 nt
Organism: Maniola jurtina (meadow brown)
Lineage: Eukaryota; Metazoa; Arthropoda; Insecta; Lepidoptera; Nymphalidae
Exons: 15
Coding region: 47-1906 (619 amino acids)
Source: RefSeq, a predicted model, not a curated record
GAGCAAGAAAUAUCGUAUUAAGUUUGUUUUAAAAGCAGUUGAAGACAUGGCUCGAAAGGGGCAGAUUACGAUUCAAGAGACUGUGGAAACCAACGAGGAAUUUGAGGAAGCUUUAACUACAUAUUAUAACGUACUGAUAUGCAUGGAAGUGUAUUCAGAGUUCUGUGGAUAUUGUCUAGCAACCUCAAACGCAAUCAGAAAGGGAAAACUUGAAAUCGGUCAAGAGCGUAUCUACAUGGUUAAGGCUGCAGCUGAUAAUAUCGACGUAUUAUCCAGAUUCAGAAAUAAAAGCGAACCAACAUUUCUCUUUAUAUCGAAGGGCAAACUAGUGCGUGCUAUGUUCGGCGCAAACGGUUUGGAACUGUGUCGUAUUAUAGAAGAGGAGCUUGGGUUGAUGAAAGAAGAGGCAGAGACAGGUGUUGAGCGACCGAAGCAAGAGAUAAGCGAAUUAUUACCAGAAGAAGCCGCUAGAAUAGAAGAAGAAUUCAAGAUGGAAGAGGAAACACGGGAAGCUCAAGAAAGACUUAGAGUUUUAACCAUCGCAGCGCGGAAGAAACGAGUGUGCGAGCGUCUAGCGAGGAACGUCAGACAUUUGAACUUCAUACUCUACUGGCCGCAUUGUCACCAGGCUCACUUGGACUUGUAUGAAAAGUGGGAUCAGAUCAGUAUCCAAGUGGCCGCCAAAGAAACCUACCAAAUGACAGAGGCGGCAAUCAAAGAAGCUCUGUACAUGAGUGACGUGGAGCCAAACGAGGCUUGUCUCUACGCCCUCAUGAAGGGGGAAGCGUUAGUCGUCUUGUUUAAAAUACAAGAGAGUGAUACAAGGGACUUUGUCAAAUUGAUGCGUUACACUAUAUACGAAGAGAUCCCCAUACCAAAGGAGGACCAACCGCCGGAGAAGCAACUACCCCCCAUACCACCGUAUGAACGAUACGCUACUAUAAGCAAAACUGCUAGGGAAGUUCGCAGGGAGAGAUAUGAAGCCAGAAUGCAGAAGUUGCGUGAAGAAAGAGAGGAAAGAGAGCGUUUGCAAGCUGAACAGGCGCGCCUGGCAAGAGAAGCUGAAGAAGAGAGACAGAGACAAGAGAAACAGAGGCAAGAAGAGGAAAGAAUGGCAAGAAUUCAAGCUGGAUUGCCAGCUGAGCCAGAACCAGAAGCUGCAGGCGAAGAAGUUGAAGGCGAAGAGGCGUUAGAAGGGGAACAAGCUGAAACCGAUGCCCCAACAGAGGCGACCGAAGCGGAUGAGCCUGAGAAGAUAGAAGAAGAACAAGUGGAGGUAGAAGAAGAGUUUCAUUCUGACGUCUCCAUAGAAGAUGAGGAGUACAUACCACCUGGGGGUCUCUUCGUGCCGGGGUUGUACACACCGCCUAAUGAAUUGGCGAAAGCUAACGGAUUGGCUUUCUUUUUUCCCAAGGUGGUGAGUCGGAUAGCUCCAAUAGAGUCUGAGCAUUUACCAUCACACGUACUAGUGAUGUUCUCCGUCGAUAAACGACACGAGGUCAAGGAGAUUAUGAGCCAGUUUCCCGGUGAAGUGAUUAACUACGGAUUUUUUGUCGGAGAUGACCCUACAUCGGCUGAGCAUGUUGCGUUCACCAUAAAACAAUAUGACAAGAUGACUCGAUACAAAAAGCACAAAGACCGUCUGGCCCUCAUGGUAUCCCGCAAACGCAGUCUCCCAUUACUGCAACUGGCUGGUCUGAACCCGUGCUACAUCAGCCUGGACGCGGAAGCCGGAGAGCGAGACUGCCUCACACUGUUCCCCGUGGGCUACGGCGAUGAAUACGAGGAGGAGGAGAGCGUUGAAGAGGAGGAAGUUCAGGAGAUUGUUGCUGAACCGGAACCGGAGCUUGAGGUCGCAGUUAGCGAACACGCAGAAGAAGAGGAAGACGAAGAAGAAGAAGAUUAAAUGAUAAUAAUAGUAGUUUAAUCCCUAUCCCAACCAAUAUCAUAAAUGCGAAAUCUGUGUGUAUGUCUGUCUGUCUGUCUGCUAGCUUUAUAGUCUUGAUGCAACUCUAAACCUCUGGUAGUGGUAGAUGAUUCUUGCGACUUCAUCCCCGUAAAAUUCCAAGUUUUUGAAAAUUCCAAGGGAACUCUUCGACUUUCCGCGAUAAAAAAUAACCUUUAUCCAGGAUGCAAACCGAGAUGGUUUGAGAUGUGCUCGUCAAAAUUAGGUAAAUGGAUCGUGAAAACAGACAGACGAACACACUUUCGCAUUUAUAAUAUUAGUAUGGAUUAACUAUGAAUUUUAAUCUAAUAUUUCGUUGCUUAUCCAUUAAGAUAUUUGUAGUAUUGGCAUAAACAACUACCAUUAAACUUU